Messenger RNA from Lodderomyces beijingensis, 2499 nucleotides. The record is from the annotation of a GenBank genome assembly. NCBI's taxonomy places the organism in Eukaryota, Fungi, Ascomycota, Pichiomycetes, Serinales, Debaryomycetaceae.
AUGGCUACGUUAGCUACCACUACAACCACAGCAGCUGUGCUCCCGUCGAUUCAACUAAAAGUCAACUACAAGGAUUGCAAAGAGAUCAUCAAGGAUUUCAUCCAAACUUUCAAAUCAUCAUCUAGCAACAUUGACUUUGACGAGCAGCUUGAGCAAACGCAUGAAGGCAAAUACAUGAAUAUUUUGCAACAAGUGGCCAACAGAGAGCAGGCCACCAUAUAUAUCGAGCUAGACGACCUCAAGUCUUUUUUGCGGUACUACGACGCUGACUCGCCGCUGUUGUAUCAAGAAGCCAGAAACUUGUUACAGACUGUUAUGACAAACACAUAUAGAUUCAUCGAGGUGUUUAGCACUGUUAUCGACAAGUUGAUGCCCGAACCGACCAAGGAUAUAAGCUACCAGGACGACGUGUUGGACGUCAUUUUGUCGCAAAGAAAAUUGAGAAACCAAAGAUUGCAACAGGAUGCAAAUGAAGAGUUUAGUAGUUUGAGAGACGGGUUCACGCAACCAAUGGACGAGUUUGGUGAACGAGACGACGUUGCUGAUCCCACCGAUGUCAACAUUUUCCCCGCGAAAUUGACUAGGCGAUACUGCUUAUAUUUCAAACCGUUGACUCAAGGUGAUGGUGAUGGUGAUGGCGGCGUCGGUAAACACGACACGGCAUUGUCGGUUCGGCAAAUCAAGGGUAAGUUUGUUGGCCACUACAUCACAGUCCGCGGCAUUGUGACGAGAGUCAGCGACGUCAAGCCAAGCGUCUUGGUCACUGCUUACACAUGUGACAAGUGCGGAUACGAAAUUUUCCAAGAAGUCAAUUCAAAAGUGUUUACUCCGUUAUCGACGUGCAACUCGCCGGCGUGCACCUCCGAUAACAACAAGGGCCAAUUGUUCAUGUCAACUAGAGCUUCGAAAUUCUCUAGUUUCCAAGAAGUGAAAAUCCAAGAAAUGUCGACCCAAGUCCCCAUCGGCCACAUUCCUAGACAAUUGUCAAUACAUGUCAAUGGCGAGAUGGUUAGAGCAAUGAACCCCGGUGACACCGUUGACGUUUCCGGUAUCUUCAUGCCGCUGCCAUACACCGGGUUCCGAGCUUUGAAAGCUGGUUUAUUAACUGAAACCUAUUUGGAGGCCCAAUACGUUAGACAGCACAAGAAGCAAUACGAUUUGAUGGAGUUGAAUGAUGAAACAGAAGCGAAAAUCAGAGAGUUGCGGGCUGGCUCCCCCGGUGACGUUUAUGAAAAAUUGGCCAAGUCCACGGCACCGGAAAUAUACGGCCACUUGGACGUGAAAAAGAUUUUGCUCUUGUUGCUAUGCGGUGGUGUCACCAAGGAAAUUGGUGACGGUUUGAAAAUCAGAGGCGACAUCAAUGUCUGUCUCAUGGGUGACCCCGGUGUCGCCAAAUCGCAGUUGUUAAAAGCCAUCAACAAGAUUGCGCCAAGAUCAGUCUACACCACGGGUCGCGGUUCCUCUGGAGUCGGGUUGACUGCAGCAGUGAUGAGGGAUCCAAUAACCGAUGAAAUGAUCUUGGAAGGCGGUGCUUUGGUGCUUGCUGAUAAUGGUAUUUGCUGCAUUGACGAGUUUGACAAGAUGGAAGAAGGCGAUCGUACUGCGAUCCACGAGGUUAUGGAACAACAAACGAUAUCUAUUUCGAAAGCCGGUAUCACGACAACUUUGAAUGCUCGUACUUCAAUCUUGGCAGCUGCCAAUCCACUUUACGGAAGGUACAAUACCAAAUUGUCUCCACAUGAAAAUAUCAACCUCCCUGCUGCCUUGUUAUCGAGAUUCGAUAUCAUGUUUCUCAUAUUGGAUCAGCCAAAUAGAGAAAACGACGAAAUGUUGGCUCAGCAUGUCACCUAUGUCCACAUGCACAAUAAGCAGCCCACCGUGUCACUCAGUAAUGGAGGUGAAGAAUUUCAACCGAUAGACUCAAAAACCAUUCGAGAAUACAUUUCAAAAGCAAGAACAUAUAGACCCGUUGUGCCUACAGAAGUGGGCGACUACGUGGUGCAAUCAUACAUCAACAUGAGAAAAGAGUCUCAUCGCAACGAGGAUUCAAUCAAGAAAUUCAGUCACAUAACACCAAGAACACUUCUCGGUAUACUUCGAUUAUCGCAAGCACUCGCGAGACUUCGCUUCGACAAUUUGGUCACUAUGGAAGACGUAGACGAGGCAUUGAGACUCAUAGAAGUGAGCAAAUCUUCGCUUUACGCUGACGACGACGCAAUGCAACAAAUUAGAGACGACGAAUCCACGACAUCAAAGAUUUUCCAAAUCAUCAAGGGUUUGGCGGUCAAUUCUUCAGAUGGCCGGUUAAAGAAACAUUUGAAAAUGCAAGAUAUCAAGGAGCGUGUCAUUGCCAAAGGGUACACCGUGCAGCAGUUGGAUGACUGUAUGUUUGAAUACGAUGGUGUGGGACUCUGGCAAGUUAUCGAUAACGGGGAAACUUUGAUGUUUACCAAUACGGGAAACGACGACGACCGUGAUGAUGAGGAAAUGGAGGAGUAA